Messenger RNA from Metarhizium robertsii ARSEF 23, 1833 nucleotides. RefSeq names its product Chromatin-remodelling complex, RSC SWI/SNF subunit Rsc7/Swp82. NCBI's taxonomy places the organism in Eukaryota, Fungi, Ascomycota, Sordariomycetes, Hypocreales, Clavicipitaceae. Gene Ontology annotation, cellular component: nucleus. The record is from RefSeq and is a predicted model, not a curated record. The transcript is spliced from 4 exons. Bases 1 to 1833 code for a protein of 610 amino acids. Gene Ontology annotation, molecular function: chromatin DNA binding.
AUGUACUCCGCGCAGCCAAACAGCGCUGAUAGUGCCACCAUCAAUCCUGCCGCUCUGAGUUCCCCCGCCCUAUCUAACACGCCGCUUCGCGGCCUCAAGCGGAGCCGGUCCUCGGAUUCUCACAACAUCCUGCAGCCCGGCGAUGACGCCAGUUCCCCGCCUCAUCCGAAGCGAAUCAAGCAAAUGAAGCCAUCCGACGCUCCUGGGCAGCCGCCCGCCCCCGGGGUUGCGCAGGCUGGUGCGCCGCCGCAGACUCCCCAGUCUCAAAGCUCUACGUUGCCGAGCCAGACGACUCCCGCCUAUGCCACGACUCCCGCCGGGGCGCCCCCCAAGACGACUCCGACCAAGUCCACAGUCAAGGCCCUGCCCACCGUGAGAGACCAUACUACCGACCAAUUGAACCCAGCUGGCGACGAGUACCUGCCAAGAGAAAUCGAUGAGUUUGGCGAGAAAAAGGUGAUGCCCAACGGCCAGCUUCUGGGCAACCGAACCUACCGGUGCCGGACCUUUCUGGUGCCCAACCGAGGCGACAAACUCUUCAUGCUUGCGACCGAGUGUGCCCGGGUACUUGGAUACCGUGAUUCUUACCUGUUGUUCAACAAGAACAGGUCCCUCUUCAAAAUCAUCGCCAGCCAGGCCGAAAAGGAUGACCUUGUCCAGCAGGAGAUAUUGCCAUUUUCGUACCGCUCGAGACAGAUUGCCAUUGUGACUGCUCGGUCCAUGUUUAGACAGUUUGGGAGUCGCGUUAUUGAGAAUGGCCGCCGCGUCCGGGAUGACUACUGGGAGACCAAGGCCCGUAAGCAGGGAUUCACCGAGGCAGAUCUGGCCGGAGAGAAGAGACCAGGUGCCGCCAAGGCCCGAGAGGCGGCCGAGGCCCAGAAUAACCUCCUCAUGAGCGGUCCUCACACCGAGAUUGUCUACAACAAUACCCCCGGACCCUAUCCUGGUGCUCCGCCGACACAUCUAGUCCAAACAGGUAUGAUGGGAGCGCCACCUGGAAACAUUGGAAGAAUGCCUGGAUUAACAGUCGGGCCAGAGUUAGGCGACACUCGCCCUAGGGACUUCAGUAAUAUUAUCAAGGGCGGCCCUCGCCAGGAGAUUACCGGCCCAGCCUAUCAGGACCAGACCAGGCCAUCGCCAAUUGGAGAGAUCCAUUCACAGGCGCAUCAUGCCGCCGAGUUCAGCCGAUCCGUUAACCAGCAACGUGAUAUGCGCGGUGAUUAUUUACAGGGCAUCUGGCGCCGUCCUCAUGAGCAGCCGGUUACCUCUUCCCUGAACCCGACCGUCGGUGCUACCGAUGCCGCGGCCGCAACCACACGACCAUCAAGCUCACCGCAUACUGUUGCUGCUGCUGGCGUUGCGCAACCCGUUGUGUCAUCCCAGAGCCCUCAGAUGCUGAUGACUGCGGCCCCAUACUCGCAGCCGAUUCACGCCCAAAACCAACUUGGAUCUACAGGCGGCGGUAGCAUGAGCCAAGCCGCCCCCGGUGGUUACAAUUAUCAGCCCAACCAGGCCAUGUGGUCGCAGAACACGCAAACUCCGCAUCAUAGCGGCUAUCCCAGCUAUACCACGCAAUCCCAGGCGCCUCACCCAUCCCAGUCCCCAGCCUCGCACCUACGCCAGCCAAGUGCAGGGCAACUGCAACCAAACAUGCCAUUCCCAGGCAUGGGUAGUAUGCAAUAUGGCGCAAGCCAAGGCAUGUAUCCGGCGGACCAAACCCCACGACAGUACAUGGCUCAAAGCACACCCGGAGCGCCGCAAGUCUCUCAAUCUUGGUCUGGCCAGCACUCACCACCUCCUCAGUGGUGGACGCCGCAGCAGCAGCCUCAGUAG